CACACACCCCCACUGGGGAUCGAGCCUGCACCCAGGCAUGUGCCCCGACCUGGACUCGAACCCACCCCCUUAGUUCCUGGGUCGGAUGCUCAACCGCUGCGCCACGCCGGCCGGGCUCAGAGGCCAUUGGAUUUCCCCGGGUCCUGCCUUCUGGCCGGGGGGGUCCUCUGGCUCAGCUGGGAAUAUGCUGGAAAAAGGAACCCGUGAUUUCAACCACCCCUGAAACAGGCCCAGGGGCAGCGCUGGUUGUGACUACCCGGCUGAGCCAAAGCCACGGCCGAGGGGUCCGAGAAAGUAAGUGUAGAAGGAGGUGCCGCUUCUUGACUUCCGGAACACCGUGGCCCUCUGUCUGCUGGUUAAUUAAGCGUGACUCUGAAGCCAGGCCUCCUAAUUAAUUUAAUUCUGUGUUCUCCCAUCAGUGGGUAAUUGAAUUAUAAAGGCACGCAGUGUAGCCGCUCAGGACAUUGUGUUGCUGGGAGAAGAGAACAAUCCAGGGAUUGAAAGGGGCCGUGGGGUGGUCACAGCGGGGGCGGAGGGCGAGGUGAGGACUCGUUCCCCGCCGCUGGGCUGCUGGCCCCCACGGCCCCCGCAGCCUGGCCAGGGGCUGCCGGGACAUUCUGACGCCACCGGUUCCUCCUGGCCUCUUGCUGCCCGGAACCAGGAGGGCACCGUGACGCGGGCCCUUGGGGUAGGAGGUGGCCCAGGCUGCCACCCAAGGGUUGGCAUCAGCUCCGCCGGGCUGGUUGGUGCUGGGGAUGUCUUGGGGCGUCCGUGCAUUUUGGCCUCUUUACAGCGGCGGCGUACGCAGGACUCAGGGCGCCGUGUGCAGAGUCCUCACCAAAGCCGAAGGCCCGUCGGGGGCGGACACCCCCCUGGAGCUGGUGUUCCACUUACCGGCCGGCUACCCCGCGUGCCUGCCGGGCGUCUCCGUCGGCUCCGAGCGCCUGACCAGGGCCCAGUGCGCGGCCGUGAGGGACAAGCUACUGGAGCAGGCACAGGGCUUCCUGCCGGAACCGAUGGUCCACCAGCUGGUUGUCUGGGUCCAGCAGAACCUCCGGCACCUCCUCGCCGCGCCGGGGUCGGGAGCUGGCCCUGGCACAUGCCCUGUGGCGAGCGCCACGGAGGCCGAGGGGCCGUGGAUGACCCUCCUGCACUUGGACCACAUGAGAGCGAAGACCAGAUACGUGCGGACCGUGCGGCAGUGGGCCUCCGCCCUGGGGCUGACCGGGAGGCUCAUGUUCAUGGGCAGAGUCAUCCUGCUCCUACUGCAAGGGCACAGGGACCGCGUCAAGGAGUACCUGGUGCUUCAGAAAACCUCCAAGGUCGAUGUGGACUCGAGUGGGAAGAAGUGCCGAGAGAGGAUGGCCAGCGUGCUGUGGGAGGCCAGGGCGCAGCCGGGACACGCCAGGUUCCUGGCAUUUGAAGUCAAAGAGUUUUCAUCGCUGGACGAGUUGCGGAAGGAGUUUGAAACCGCCGGACUGGAGGCCCUGUUCCCCGAGUGCGUCCUCGGGCUGGUGAAGUGAAACGGGAGACGGGUUUUUUGUUGUUGUUGUUAAACAGCUGCGUUUGUUCAUUUCUGUUGUUGGAUUUGCAUUGGAUUUUGGGGGUGGACAACUGGAAGAACUCAUAAAGGAAUGAUUUUAAAGUGUCUGUGAGGCAAAAUGGGAGAUACCAUCCUGCCUUCAGGAACAAAAGCCGAUUCUGUUCGUGGAAUAUUACACAGUAAACACACCCAUGUUGUUCUUUUUUUUUUUUUUUAAAUAAUAUGUUUUUAUUAAUUUCAGAGAG
Molecule: messenger RNA, 1788 nt
Organism: Myotis brandtii (Brandt's bat)
Lineage: Eukaryota; Metazoa; Chordata; Mammalia; Chiroptera; Vespertilionidae
Gene: RWDD3
Product: RWD domain containing 3
Exons: 4
Coding region: 756-1523 (255 amino acids)
Biological process (GO): positive regulation of hypoxia-inducible factor-1alpha signaling pathway; positive regulation of protein sumoylation
Molecular function (GO): protein binding
Source: RefSeq, a predicted model, not a curated record